AUGGCGCUUGAACUGGGCCCUGGUGUGCGAUCCGGGUCGCCAGAGAGCUCGGGGCGGGACUCGCCCAUCCCACGGCAAUGGAGGAACCAGCUUGGCGGAGAGGACGCCCCCAUCAAGGACAAGGCGUACCGCAGAUACGCUGCCGGAGUCGACAAAGCGCUGCUGCUCUUCGAGACGGCCCUGGAGGAAUGGGCCGACUAUAUAUCCUUCCUCAACAGAUUGCUCAAGAGCCUGCAAGCCCGACCGCCCAAUGUCACCGUUAUCCCCUCCAAGAUCACAGUCGCGAAACGUCUGUCGCAAUGCCUGAAUCCGUCACUGCCCUCGGGCGUGCACCAAAAAGCUCUCGAAGUGUACAACUACGUGUUCGAAACAAUUGGCAAGGAUGGGCUGUCCCGAGACCUCCCUCUAUACCUCCCAGGCCUGGCACCUACGCUCUCUUUUGCGUCCCUUUCGGUUCGCUCCCCGUAUCUCGACGUCCUCGAGCGCCACUUCACGGGCAUUGACUCCAGGUCGUUGCGACCUGCUAUGAAGUCAAUCAUACUGGCAUUGCUACCGGGGUUGGAAGACGAGACCAGUGAGGACUUUGAUCGAACCCUGCGGCUGGUUGGGAGCUUCAAGGAGGCAAUUCGGCCAGCGGACAGCGUCGUCCUUACCGAGCAACAUGCCUCGGGCGAUGACUUCUUCUGGCAAUGCUUCUUCCUGGCUUCCGUUACGAGUCAUAGCCGCCGUGCCGGCGCCCUUGCCUACUUGAUACGCAACCUUCCCAGAUUGGGCGGAGAUGCCUCCGCUGGCGCAUCUGCUGGGGACAUUGGCCAACGCAAUGUGGACGGUAGCUUCAAUAGUGAGAUUGCCGCCAUCGUCACCACCCCAGAGCCCGGUUUGCUGGUGAGGUGCUUCGCUAGCGGACUGUCCGAUGAGCAGUUGUUGAUCCAGCGUGGCUUUCUCGAUUUACUCGUCUCUCAUCUUCCCCUCAAUUCUCACGUAUUACAAUCUCAAGUCAAGCCUGGCGACCUGGAACUUCUCCUGAAGGCUGCAGUCGGGGUCGUCACGAGACGAGAUAUGAGCUUGAACCGCCGAUUAUGGGCAUGGCUUCUCGGUCCCGAGCCAACAGGCAACGAGAAUGAACAUAACCCUGAGCUGCACGGCAACGCAGACGGCCCGCAAGCUCUCCUCUCCUCCCGAACCAGCUACUUCGAACAGUAUGGGCUGCAGCCGCUUACAAAAUCCCUCCUUGAGAUGAUCAGAGAUACCAAGCAUAGAGGAGUUGCCGAACGAACUCGGCCAUACCGGAUAUGUCUCUCCUUAAUGGAUCGAUGGGAAGUCGGCGGGCUUGUGGUUCCAGACAUCUUCCUUCCCGUGGUGGAAAGUGUGCGGCAGUUUCAAAAACAGGGUCCUGCCAAGGCAGAGUUCACCGAAGUGCUACGCAGCGCAAGCGUCUUCUUUGACGGCAUUGAGAGUGGCCUCAUCUAUAGUGAGCUUGUUGGGCUUCUGGCUCAGGCAAUCAGCCCGGGGAAGUCCAGUAACGACGAUCGAAGCGACAAGCUGUCUUUAGUCAACUUCAUCAUCACUCACUUCAAUGUGCGCGAAGAGGAGAUGGUUACGGUUCACGCUCCCCUGACUUGUCUCGCUGCUUUGCUCAUGCUGGAAGAUGCACGCAACUUGCAAGAUGGAGACAACUUAUCGUUGAGAGAACAAGUCCUUGGUAUUGUUGUCUCACUCCUCGAACUGGUUCCGGACCGAGCAUUCGCUGAGCCUUCUACGGCCAAUGCAAGUCCUAAGAGGGAGUGUGGCGGCGCUUCCUCUCUGUCGGCCGCAGAGCUACUCAAGAAAGUUCAAGACUUUUACAUCCACGGGCAGGGAAGCUUGGACGCAUCUCCAGCGCCUUUCUCUCAGGUUGAGACUGGCGAGCUGAUUCUGAAGAAAGCAAUCAAGUACAUCGUUGAUGGUACAGCCGAGCAACAGUCGUCGUGCUCCUUGAGCUUCCACAUCAGAAUUCUGCUACUGAUCUUGCUGAAAGUGCCCAAAAACUAUCGAUUUGACGUGACAGCCUUGGUGGCUUCCUUGAAGGCCAAACUGAUGCAGAAGCGGCCGCUGAGAUUUUCAGACUUUUCUUCCAUUCUGCAUCUCAUCACGCAGCUUCAUUAUGUCGAGCGGAUCUCAACAUCAGAACUCUCCGAACUAGUGCAUCCUCUGGUCCGUCACGCAUGGUCAUAUCUCUCUGCAUCUGAGCCCAAGUACCAUGUGGAAGCUGUUCGGUGCUUGUGGCAGCUUCAAGCAGCCCUCUCGCUGUCUCGCCGCGAUGUGGAAGCCUCACUUGCAAGUAUACUGGUUGACCAAAGUGCCGCCGAUGGCGCAGAUAUCGGGCGCGCUUUCGGCGUUCUUUGGUCUCACACACUCCAGGAUACGCCAUCUGAUCGCCGUGGGCCCAAGAUCCCUACCAUUGAAGCAAAACUGGGCCAGAAGCUCAGUGCGACUGAUCACUACGAGGUCAUGCUAACGCGGCCGCUAUUCCUUGUGCUGGAUGGAUUGCUAGACGACAGGACACAGCUUUUCAUGACGGUCAAGUCGUGGCUCAAUAGCAUGGUUGGCAUCGAUAGGCUAUUCCUCCUCUUCGUUAUCAAGUUUGCAGAGAUACCUUGUCUUCGUGCAGUCGGGGGGUCUGUUCAAUCCGAAAAGUCUGAGACCGAAACCCUCGUUUUUACCGAAGAUGACGAUGUCGACCUGUGCCUAUACUACCUACGGACUUUGCACCAUGUUCUUGAGUGCUCCGGAGAAGCUUCAAGAGCGGUACUUGUUACAAAACACUUAUCCUUCAACAAUGGUGGACAGGUGCAGAUCUCCACUGGUGGGGAUGAGGUCGACAUCACACUGCAAGAUUACUUCGUCAGGGUGUGCAUGGCCUGCAUCACGGGUGAUGCUUCUGGCUCCGCCAGCGACGACCUCAACACGAGGGUCUCCAAGCUACAUCGCUACGCACUAACCGUUCUCCAUCACUUCCUCAUAAGCCAUCAUGCCACUCCUCUGGCCGAUCUUCAUCUCGACCAAGUCCUGAUUGAUAGAUUGUUCAAGUCCAUCGGAAGUCCCGAUCCAUAUGUGCAAGUCCUCUUACUUGACGUACUCUUCGAUACCCUAAAGUUACAGGACGCAGUGGCGGCGGCCGAGCUUUCGAUCCCGUCGACUGCUGAAAAGCGACGCUCAAGCGCGGAUCCAUUGCAUGCAGUACGAUUAUCUAUGUCUACUGGUGACACACGACCACCUCCCAUGGCAAUGCCACCUCAGCUGCUCAAAUGCCUGCAGGCAGGCUUGAGCUCGACUAACAGCCAGUUUGUUCUGGACAGCUGGGUCUCGUUUCUCAGCAGAUGUUUGCCGUUUUAUUCCCAAUCCAUCUUCCAGAUUUUGAUACCCCUCGUCGAGACGCUAUGCAAACAAAUAGGGGUUACGUUCUCACAUUUGAAGAGCAUGUUUCAAGACGACACAUAUGAGGUCAAGAAUGAGGCCGCAACGCCGGAAUCUACUCUCAUAUACCUUCUCAACGCUUUGGAGCAAGUCCUGGCAAAGGCGCAUGAUCAAUUGCUCGCCGAAGAGGCUCAGGCCUUGGCUCUCAAAGGUCCGGACCAGCCUCAGUCACUUUUCGGCAGCAUGGUAUCUGGUGUCUUCCAGUCCGACGCUCCUCAGUCCCGAAGCGCCACGGCCAACGACCGCUUGACUGUUCACCUAGCUUUCCAAGAUGCCGUGCGAAUGUGCUUCUCUAUCUGGACGUGGGGACAGGGAGAAAAUGCCACCACGCAGGACAUUAAUUCAUCCGCAUCCUUCAACUACACAUCUCUGAGGAUGAGGAACCGGGCAAGGCGGCUCCUCGAGCAUCUCUUUACGGCAGAGACGCUUGAGAGCCUCGAGACGGUGAUUGAUGUUUGGAGAAACUCAACAAGCGCAGCAGAGCAUGCCAUGGUGUUCAACUUUCUGGCGGCUCUAGACGCCGCCCGGCCGAGGCAUUCAAUGCCAGCCCUCUUCAACUCGAUAUACAGCCGCACUAACCCAGCCGCCCUAGAGCCCUCCCGCAAGUCCACGAUGACUAUUUCGCUCCAGGACGCCGACCUGGUUGUCUUCUUGGUCGAGUAUGCUAGGUCGCUCGACGACGAUGCCAUGGAUGAGAUAUGGCAGGACUGCAUAACGUUCCUCAAGGACCUCUUGAACAAUCCGUUCCCUCACCGACAGACACUCCCUAGUCUUCUUGAGUUUGCGGCGAUUCUGGGCGAGAAGGUCGACAAUACCAAUUUCGGAGAGCAGCGAAAGAUGAGAAGGGAACUAGGGGAUCUGUUUCUUCGACUUCUUACUGCCCUCUUCACCACAAGACCAACCUUUGCCGACCCGGCCAGUUCUAAUGGAGCGUCGGGCACAAAGACUACCAAGGGCGAGUUGGAACGCCGUGGCACAUUCCCUGCCGCUGUUGAGAGAUCGGAUGAUGUUGUGGCCAUUCUCGCCUCCGUGGUCCCAAAUCUGCCCAAGAUCCUACUUGAGCCGGACCGAGUGCUGUCGGCAGCUGGAACGAUCUCCACCAAUGUCAUUGGCCCUACGUUUCGCUCCAAGGCAUUCCCAGACUCUGUAACCGCGAGCACCCUGAAGCUCCUGCACGAGCUGUCGAGGCUGCAGAACAACCAGAAGUCUUGGAAGAAGGAUGUCGGCGACGCGUUCAACGACCCCAAGUUCUUCGCAAUGAACCUGACCCUGGUCCAGAACGACUGGCUGCCAUUGCUGCGACAGUGGGCCUUGACGGACAAGGAGAGGCUACCGGAGAUUGUCGGCCGCAUCAGCGCACCGACGACGGCGGGCAUAGUCUUUGGAGUGGGCGCAACGUCGGCGCGUCUCGAGGCCGACCGGAAGACGCAGCUCAACUUGCGGAGAAUCGCCACGCUGCUUAUUGCCUCGGCGGACGAUGCCUUUGUGACGGACAUUCCGGUCAUCUUUGACAAGAUGGUGGAGCUGUUUGGGGCCACCUCGACGUCCUCGCCGUCAUCUACCACGCGAGCAGAGGUGUACAUGGUCAUCAGGGCGCUGGUGCUCAAGGUCAGCCCCAUUCACCUAGCCAGGCUGUGGCCGGUGGUCAACGCCGAGAUUCACUCUGCCAUUGCCUCCAUCGUGGCUCCGGACCACAGCACGGCGUCCGAGAUUUACGUCAACUCGGCCGUCCUGCAGGCCUGCAAGCUGCUCGACCUGCUCAUCUGCGUCGCCCCAGACGACUUUCAACUGCACGAGUGGCUCUUCGUGACGGACACCAUCGAGGCCGUGUAUCGGUCGUCGACGUACAAGCCCGUCGCCCUGGUAGACGAGAUAUCUGAGGAGCUGAGCUCGACGUCGACACAGCUGGCCGCCAUCAGCAGCCACGACGACGCCAUGACGGCCGCGCAAAUGGCGACGCACAACAACGGCUCGCGUCGUCUCCCGCUGCUGGGCCGCGGCGGCAUCAGCGACGACGUGGCCUUUGAGAGAAAGGACGAGCUGGUGGCCAAGGUUCUUAGGCCGUUCUUUGGGCAGCUCAGCAUCUAUGCCUUUGAGUCGACGUAUGCGAUGGGGACGGUGGAUCGGGAGGCUUGCGUGGAGGGCCUGUUGAGGGAUCUUUUUGAUGAUCGGAGUAUGGUGAAGGCUUUGUAG
Molecule: messenger RNA, 5649 nt
Organism: Trichoderma reesei QM6a
Lineage: Eukaryota; Fungi; Ascomycota; Sordariomycetes; Hypocreales; Hypocreaceae
Exons: 6
Coding region: 1-5649 (1882 amino acids)
Biological process (GO): Golgi to endosome transport
Cellular component (GO): trans-Golgi network; endosome
Source: RefSeq, a predicted model, not a curated record